AUGUACGUGCCUUCAGUAGGCCAUUAUAACCCUGUGUUGUCAUUCGGAGUUGGAACCUUCACAGACAUCAUCGCAGUCGAAGGAUUUUGUGCGAUGACAUCUGCGUGCAUGUUCUUCACAUGGCUAUAUCAGAUUACAUUUUUUGCUGGUUUGAUGGUCGUUUCUGCGAAAGUGGAACUUGCGGGGAGGAACUCAGUUUUACCCUGCAUUAAGGUGAGGCGUACCUCAAAUCUAGGACAUUGCAUUCCGGCUCAAUACCUUUCGAUCUUAGGAUCUUUUGUGUGUUUUAGCGCUGAAAUAGCAGAUUUGCUUUGA
This is a messenger RNA of Strongylus vulgaris, 315 nucleotides long. The record is from the annotation of a GenBank genome assembly. Lineage: Eukaryota; Metazoa; Nematoda; Chromadorea; Rhabditida; Strongylidae.